AUGCCUGUUCCCGCGCCUGGCUUCCCGGUUUGCCAACGGGUCAUGUUUUUGCCUGCUAAUCCCUACAUCCUACGCCGUGGCGUGUCUGCCUGCGUUCCAAACAGGUGGGCGAUCAUCGUCAAUCCUCCGAUGGACCCGACCUUGCAGCUCGAGGUCUUCGCGGAACACAAAGGCUUACUCUUCUGUACACGGCCGAGUUGGGAAACCCUGAAGGGCGGUUCCCGCCUUGGCCCCGGCUGGACAUCGGAGGUCUCGAUCCUACGCGCAGUGGACGGACACCUCGGACGUCAUAUCGUGGUUUUUCAUUUCAUGCAUGCUAGAACCCUCGAGGGCCUCGGUAAAUGGCAGUCCAACCUUGAUCGUGCCAACCCGUCCGGUGCCCGAUGCAAACCGGCUUCAUGGUUAGAUGGACGCAAGCCCCCGCUGGCUGUCUCCUGCGGGUUCUAG
This is a messenger RNA of Aspergillus heteromorphus CBS 117.55, 447 nucleotides long. RefSeq lists its product as uncharacterized. The record is from RefSeq and is a predicted model, not a curated record. Lineage: Eukaryota; Fungi; Ascomycota; Eurotiomycetes; Eurotiales; Aspergillaceae. The coding region runs from base 1 to 447 and encodes 148 amino acids. The transcript has a single exon.